Molecule: messenger RNA, 1245 nt
Organism: Cyphellophora attinorum
Lineage: Eukaryota; Fungi; Ascomycota; Eurotiomycetes; Chaetothyriales; Cyphellophoraceae
Exons: 3
Coding region: 1-1245 (414 amino acids)
Source: RefSeq, a predicted model, not a curated record
AUGUCGGCUUCUGGCAGUCAUAAGGCCGUGCAGCGCGUCGCGAGUCGCGAGCUCGAGCGUCACUUCGACUUCGAUGACUUCUUGAAAGCCCACCCGGACGCUCCUUCGAAACGUGCGAAGCAAUAUCCGGCGGAUGCCGGUGGCGACUCCGCCGCGGCUACAGCCCAACGCAUUCCAGACAAGCUGGCCUUUCUGCUCAACACAGCCGUCACAAAAUCGGAAGUAGCAGUUGAUCUAACUUCAGAUCCGCCGGCAGCCACUCUCCAGCAGAACGCGCCUGAAGAGAAUCAAACGGCUGGUGCCGCUGGACCGGCGCUCAAGACGACCCCUCCAACAUCGAAUAGUCUUGCGGUCGUUGAAGGUCAGCCUGACGCGGAGACCAACAUUGAGAAUGAUACCUCCGGCGAACUUGACGAAAGCUCGAGCGAAGCUGAUGACAAGAGCACGGUCUUCACGACGGGCAAAUACGACGUCUUCGACAUGGCAGACCUGCAAUUGCAGCAAAGUCUCCAGCAACGUCCGGGGAGGCCUUUGGACUACAAGGCACUCCUCGUACAACUCCGCAGCAGACAGGAUGGUGCCCAGCAAGACCUGGAUGGGAGGCUUUCCAUUUGCAUUCGUGGCGACCACGAAACAGAGGGUACUGCAUCGGGAAGUGGAGCAACGAAGACGACGAAAGGAUACGGACGGAUGAGGUCUGUCAUGCCCGGCUUCCAAGCGCAGCUAGACGGCUCAGAAUUCGAUGUGGGCAUCGCCAAUCUGCGCAAGACUUCGUCCUUGGAUCUGACGUGGACCAACAAUCAAUGCUUCUUUCCCACUCAACCUUGGCCACCAGGCAGGUAUUCGCGCCCUCCACCCUCAAAUGAGCCAGGCUUCGUCGGCCAGCCUGUGAACGUCAGUGGCGACAGCGAUGGCUUCGCAAAGUCGUUCAGACUCAGUGGUGACCUCAAGAUCUAUGAACGACCUGUCUAUACCGAUCCUGACGAUGGUACCUGCAUCUUUCGUGGAGUCAUCUAUAUGGACGUGAAUUGCCUUGCCUCUCAUGUUGGUGGUCAGGAUAAUGUUGCAAGCAGCGCUUUCUGGCUGCUGCGAUCCAAGAAGGGCAUGAAUAAGCUCGACAGGGAGCGAGUGAGCUAUUUAGAGACUUAUGUGAGAGAUGAGUUGUCCGACGAUGGUUACGAGGACCUGGGAUCUAUGUGGAGAGAAUUUGGACGAUAUAGGAAGGCAAAGUACAGGUACUGGUGA